Molecule: messenger RNA, 702 nt
Organism: Saitoella complicata NRRL Y-17804
Lineage: Eukaryota; Fungi; Ascomycota; Saitoellomycetes; Saitoellales; Saitoellaceae
Exons: 2
Coding region: 55-627 (190 amino acids)
Biological process (GO): mitophagy
Molecular function (GO): mitochondrion autophagosome adaptor activity
Source: RefSeq, a predicted model, not a curated record
ACUUGACCCCGAGCCGACCAACCAACCAACCAAAUCGGACAAGAAUACGCAACAAUGGACGCUCUAGCAGAAACAAUCCUCCACUCCAACAUCGUUCACAACCCCUCAUCUGAGGACAUAAGUCCCCCAACCUCCGCCUCCGCACACAUCACCUCCAUCAACUCCACCCCCGGCGAGCCUCUGCGCUCCGAGCGUCCUGAUUCAUCCUCAUCACGGCAAUCCACCGCUUCCGAUCUCGACCUCGAAUACGACUCGGCGCUCGAUAGCACCUCAGACGAAGAGGAAGAUGGGGAAGAGGGAGAGUACAGGGGUGGUAGAGGAGUGGGAAGGGCAAGAGUCCCGAUGAUGCCCGCGAUUCCGAAUUUGAGGUUUGAGCAGUCAUACAUGAACUCGAUAUCGCGCGCGCAGUCACCCUGGCAGGUCGCGCUGAUUACGAUCAAAGACCAUAUUAUCAUGCCAUUAGCACAGGGCUUUGGGUUGACGUUGGCUACAGUCGGUUUGAGGAUUUAUUUCGCGCAUGUUAGGACGAAUGGGCAUGACUGGGGCGCAUGGGCUCGAACAUGGUUUGCGGGGUUGAAGGAGUCGUUUAUGGGGCCGCAGACGAAGGGGAGGACGGCGUGGGCGUGAGUCGCAUAUUUUGUGGGAAUCGAUAGACUUUGCACGGCGAGAUCAAGUGAUGUACGAUGCAUGAUAUACCCCUCU